GACGUAGCCGAUGAUGAGUAUGAAGAAGAACAAGAGCUUGCCGAUGAAUUCGACAGUGAUUUUAAUGAUGAUGUAUUUCAUUGCAUUUUAUGGCCCCUUUGAAUUCUGCUAUUUACUGUAAUUGUAGGAAGACGAAUCUGGCGAUGAAGAGGUUGAGGAGAAAGAAAGGUUCCUCACAUGGCUUAUUCCAUACUGUGUAAAUGAGUUGAUUGUUCUGACUUGAUUCUGAUUAACUUAUAUGGUAGUGUUUUUCAAAUCUGUGUUUUGAUUUAUUUAAAAUCCAGCGCAUAAGUGCAAGAUACUCUAUAGGGUGUAGCCACGACCUACCUGAAAUUGCUUCUGUAACACGCUGAUGAGGAUCCUUACAUCGGCCAGGCGUCCUAAGAAAAAACAAAUCUUACCUCCUGGUGGUAAGAAGCCGCUCAAGAAAGGCCCUUCAGGAAGUACUAAGAAGAAAGGUGUAUCAUUUCUGGAAGAAGCUGCAGCAGCAGCCGAUGCAGGAGAAACUCCCCUCCCUACUUUGAAAACCCCUCGACAGGCAACUCGCCCGAGUCCCGAGAAGGAAGAUGGUGAAACUGAAGAGGGCGAAAAGCUCUUGCGGAAGUCUACCCGAACUUCCGUGAUUGUAAGGCAAGCCGAAAGGGAGGCGCAACGUGCAAUACAACAGGCACUCCCGAAGAUAGUGAAGAAAAAAAGGGAAGGUGAAGAUAGGAAAAUGACGCAGGAAGAGAUGCUUCUAGAAGCUGCACAGACCGAAAUUCAAAAUCGGCAGUCUUUGGAGACAUUGUUGGCUCGAGAAGAGGAGGUCAAGCGGAAGGCAAUAAUUAAUAAGGAGGUGUACAGUGGACCUCUUAUUAGAUUUUAUUCCAAAGAAGGUAUUAAUGUCUUGGAAUUCGUAAAAAUGCCCGAAGUACCAGAGGUUAUAAAUGCCAAGGCGCCUCCUUGUACGUUCACUUUCAGAAAUCCAAAGCAGCCUGUCUGUGUUGUGACUGGGCUACUUGCUAAGUACCGAGAUCCCAAGUCAGGUUUUCCAUAUGCCACUAAGGAAGCUUUCGCCAUUAUUCGUGAAAGACAACGGAAAGGAGAGGAUAUAUCUCGGAAAGACUCGCUGGAAAAAGUGCAAAGGAAGAGGACGAAAGUGGAGAGAGAGAAAUUUGCUCCUGGUACUCGGACAGGCGCUGUCAAGAUUAAGUACAAGAAACCUGACAAACCGGUAGAAACAAAGUUUCAAAACUCCCCUAAGCCUCAAUCUCAACCUUCAGUGGAAAACCGAGCGUCAGGCGGUGCUGGGCCUUCAGGAGCUACAAGCUCUGGGCUUGGUACCCUUGACAAACCUGAGAACUCAAACAAGGUGGGUGAAUUCGAAGACAAGUUGGACCACACUUCGACUCCGGCUCCGGCUCCGGCUCCGCUGCCAACGCCAAUGGUGGAAGCAAAUGAAGCAGAUUUUAUGUUAGAAGACUUGGGGGUUUCAUUGCCUUCCAACUUUGACAGUGGCCUAUCAGUUGAGACCUCCGGCAUGGGUUCAGGUGGUGGCGUUGCAGGGCAGGGAGGGGGACAGGAACUUCAACUUGAUCAUGAGCUGUUGAAUCUUUCCCCCACGGGACCUGGCUUGCCAAGAUUUUCAGAACGUUAUGAUCUCAGCAUAGAUGGUCAAAGUAACAAUUUGCUACUGGAUGAUUCAUGGUUGCAAGACACGAUUUUAAGUCGGAAUGUUGUCUGGAAAGCAGUUUCGUGUCCUCGCCAAUACUCGUGGGGUUCUUCAACACAAACCCGAAAAACUGGAUUAUCCCUUGUCCACCAAGGGAAUGACUCAUCAAUGCAGUGCCACUGGAACUCAACAGUAAAAGGAUGAUACCAAGAGGCCGUUAGGAGGCUGGUUGUGAAAAAGAUACUAAGGCACAAUGUAAGAGAUAGGUGUCUAACUCAGUCGUAGGGAAUAUGGCGUUUAUUCAGAGCAUAAUUGCAUGCAAUUGACUGGAGCAUGAAUCAUUCACAACAUGCAUGUGAUGAAUGACUCGAGUCAAACCCUAGAGCAUCGUUAAUGUAUAAGUAGGCAGCACGUGAUGAAAAAGCUGAAUCUCGGAGCAAACAGCCAUGUUUUGGAAUCGUUGCUCAAAUUUCGGUCAAGAAUAUCAUCCAACUUCACUCUGCUUUUGGAUAGAGAAAAGCGAGGAUGAUUCCUGACUUACAAAAUCAGUUCCGAGUGUGAUGCAGCGGAUGAGAUUUGUUUGAAAUGGAUUUGGUAUCCAGCACCCAGUCUUCAGGAUCUUUAGGUUUUGUACUGUAGAUUUCGAUUCUGUUGUCACUGUUCCUGUGUCCCGUCUUAGUGCUCACUGGCAGCUGCAGAAGCGAAAGGAAUUUUUUAAGUUGGGAUUAUUGUUCGUAGCCCUAGUAAUAGUUUCACAUUCUACAGUUGGCGAGAAUGUAGGUUUAGAAGUUCUGGGACCAAAGCAUUAAGGUUAAGGUUAACGACUUGUGCUGUGAAACACCCUGGUAAUAGGAGGAAUAAUUGUAGUGAUUUUCUACUUCAUGGUAACUAUUUUGGCCAAGAAAAUCUUCGAGAGCAGCAUUUUGCUUCGAAAAAUUCCACCAAA
Molecule: messenger RNA, 2597 nt
Organism: Physcomitrium patens
Lineage: Eukaryota; Viridiplantae; Streptophyta; Bryopsida; Funariales; Funariaceae
Source: RefSeq, a predicted model, not a curated record